This is a messenger RNA of Plodia interpunctella (Indianmeal moth), 988 nucleotides long. RefSeq names its product Clathrin light chain (gene Clc). Gene Ontology annotation, cellular component: clathrin coat of trans-Golgi network vesicle; plasma membrane; postsynaptic endocytic zone cytoplasmic component. Lineage: Eukaryota; Metazoa; Arthropoda; Insecta; Lepidoptera; Pyralidae. Gene Ontology annotation, biological process: clathrin-dependent endocytosis; intracellular protein transport. The coding region runs from base 94 to 720 and encodes 208 amino acids. Gene Ontology annotation, molecular function: clathrin heavy chain binding; structural molecule activity. The record is from RefSeq and is a predicted model, not a curated record. The transcript has 6 exons.
AAAAAUCACAAACAGUCUUUAGUCUUUGGUUAUAUUAAUCGACGUUUGUCUGUUUAUUUCGUGCGUGAUUGUUCGGGUAUAAAUUUCUUUAAAAUGGAUGACUUUGGUGAUAACUUCGUUCAACCUGAAGUAGAUCCUGCAGCAGAAUUCUUAGCUCGCGAACAAAAUACAUUAGCAGGUCUCGAGGAAGAAUUGGAAACUGGCGCUCCGCCACCCAUUGUGUCAUCAAGCAGUAAUGGGUUGGUGGAUGAUUUUGUAGAAGUACCUAGUGCCGCAUCAUUUGAAGCGAAUGGUCUACUUGAAGAAGAGCCUGCACCGUCGGUAUUCAGGCAGGAGCGAGAAGAACCUGAGAAGAUCAGAAUAUGGAGGGAGGAGCAGAAGAAACGGCUAGAAGAAAAAGAUGCUGAAGAAGAAAAGAAAAAGGAAGAAAUGCUGAAAGUAGCCAAGAAAGAGUUGGAAGACUGGUACAAAACUCAUGAGGAGCAAAUAGCAAAGACCAAGGCGGCUAACAGGGAGUCUGCGAAGAACGCAGAAAGAGCGUUGGCCCGCGGCUCCGAGGGUAACGUCGAGGACGGGAAUGAGUGGACCCGCGUGGCCGAGCUGUGCGACUUCGGGCCCCGGCGCGGCCGCGACGUGGCGCGGCUGCGCUCCAUCGUGCUGCAACUCAAGCAGUCGGGGGUGCGACCCAAACACCCACCUCGCACAACUAAAGUAGCAUAAAUGAAGACUUUGGGAGGCAGUCGUUCUCAGUCAUUGGAACCAAUGUCUGGAGAUUAAUCAUAAAUUAUAAUAAUAAAUAUAAGCAUGUAUAAAAAUAAUCUUGUUCAGUGCUAAUAUACCAUAGUGGAACGUACCAGCUACGCCUACGGAAAUGUUUAUUAAAUUCAUUAUUUUGUAUUUUGUUAAUGUUAAAUUAUGCCUAUUUUUAAGAAUAGUUGGAGAACUUUUUAUUUGAACAUAGUAUUAUAUUAAAUGUCAUUCCAAAAUA